GGGAAGACUAUAAGGACAGACAACUGCAUCCAACGCUCCUGAAGAAAAUGACUCUACCUUUGAAGUGUGUUUUAUAUGCUUUUAUGCUGGGCCUAGCCAGCAGCCUGGAGUGUUACCACUUUAAGGGGCCAGUGGACCAGGCUCUAGAAAAACAGGAGGCCAAAAAGUGUGAAAUCAACCAUCACCACUGCAAGUCUUCACUUCUCACAAUCACUGGUAUGCUGAAGGGGAAGGUUCUGGUGAAGGGAUGCGCCAAAAAAUCGGAUGAAUAUUGCGACAAGAACCAUACCUUAUCCGAGAAAGAUAUUCAGACCACAGAGACUAUUAUGUGCUGUGAAGGAGAUCUGUGCAACAAGGACCUAGUACCAGUUUCAGAUGCGGAAUCUCAGAAAUGGGGUGUAGACUGCCUGGCGUGUAAUGGAGCCCCUCCGGCUUGUGGUGGUGACGAUUUGCCAUCUGUGCAAUGUGACUCUGCUGAGAAUCAAUGUAUCCAAGUCUCCAUCACAACAGCCCUCAGCCAAGACAGUCAUCAGACCCUGAUAAAAGGUUGCACUAACAGCUCUGUCUGCCCCAAACUCAGCGCAUUCAGCAAUGGCCAAAAACCUGUGUCCUACUCGUCCUUCCCGCAGUGCUGCCAGGGCACCCAAUGUAACUCCGGAUACUUCACAGUAACAGACCCCGGAGCGGAGAAUGGGUUGGAGUGUUACAGCCGCUCCUCUCCAGACAGUGCGAGCAGCAUGAAGUGCAGAGGAGAGAUGACCCAGUGCGUGGAUCUGAUCGGUGACUCGAACGACAAUGUUGUGAUGAGUGGAUGUGCGACGGAGACAUUCUGCCAAGACUUGUACCCAAAAUUCAAGAUUCCGGGAUGGUCACGUACAGUGUGUUGUGCCACAUCACUGUGUAACCAUGGUAAUAACACAGCUCACCACAAGUAAUUGACACAGAAAUUGAUCAGGUAGUUGCACAACUGUGUUGCGGUUGGACCUGACAUUCUCAGACAAAUGUUCCUGAGAUGUGGAAGGCUGGAAGCACUUAAAAGAAAAUACUUAUUUUUUUUCUUGCAUUUUUAUUUUAUCUUUCUAUAUGUUUUUUUCUCAAAAAUUUCCAUAAAAACGUGCAAUUCAUAUUCAAAGAUUC
Pelobates fuscus (common spadefoot toad) is the source of this 1137-nucleotide messenger RNA. Its product is annotated as urokinase plasminogen activator surface receptor-like. NCBI's taxonomy places the organism in Eukaryota, Metazoa, Chordata, Amphibia, Anura, Pelobatidae. The record is from RefSeq and is a predicted model, not a curated record. The transcript has 7 exons. Bases 48 to 935 code for a protein of 295 amino acids.